UCUAAACGUAUAUGUUCUUCCCCUUCAGAAGCUUCAGUAAUGGCGAACAUUCGAGCAGUUUCUGCGACAAUCUUCAUCUUUGCUUUGGCUGUCGCCUCCCACUUGGAGACGUCGGAAUGUUUUCUUGUCAAGAGCAGAGUCUCUUGCCUUGAUUGUCCUCCCGAUUUCGACUACUCAGGAAUUAAAAUUCUCCUAAAGUGCGACGGAGAGAAAAAGCCGGCGACCGCCACUGCCACGAAGGACGGCGGAUUCCGGGCAGAGCUUCCCGCCACCGGCGUUAACUGUCUUGCAAAGAUACAAGGAGGUCCUGACCAAAUUUACGCUCGCAAACACAACAUGGUCUCUCCGAUAAUUAAGUCUGAAUUCGAACCGAACACUUACAAAACCUUAAACGCUCUAUCUUUCUCUCUGUCUUGCCCUAAACCCACCGGAGAUUUGGCCGGAGAUAUGAACGGAUCUUCGAAGACAAUCGAUCUUUUCCCGGGGGCCGGAGGGUUUGGAUUUCCACCCACCGGUUUAAUGCUCCCGUUCUUGCCAAUCAUCGGCAUUCUUUGUUAGUGAUAUUGAUGGUGUUUUGAUGACGUGAGUGCACUUCAAAUGGAUUUAAAGCUUGUUGUUUGGUUUGUUUGUUUGUUCCAUAAAUGUUGGAGGUUUGCGAGGGUAGAUCCGGUAUUCUAUGUUGUUGUUGUAAUAAUAAUGAAGAAAAUGUUAUUGUUAAUGUUGUUUUAAGCCAAAUA
Tarenaya hassleriana is the source of this 737-nucleotide messenger RNA. RefSeq lists its product as uncharacterized. The record is from RefSeq and is a predicted model, not a curated record. The transcript has 2 exons. Bases 40 to 558 code for a protein of 172 amino acids. NCBI's taxonomy places the organism in Eukaryota, Viridiplantae, Streptophyta, Magnoliopsida, Brassicales, Cleomaceae.